AUGGGCAGAAUUAAUGUUGAUAAGAGGGCAACACUGGUUGAGAGAGGGGGAAGUGACUUAAAUGUUAGUGUCAAAUUAAGAGUCAGUUUGAAGUUGUGGUUCGAAGGAGACACUACUCUCCAGCAAGAGUUGCCGUUGUGUCUUGGCAAGGAGAUAUUGGAUUUACAACUGGACCCAAGGGGUUGUGGUACAUCACCAGAAUUGCAGGUGUUAACCGCCAUUAGAUGUUGGGGACCUCAUGAGAAAAUAUUUGAGAAUUUGGACCUGGUUGAGGACUUGAACACGACUGAAAACUUGGACCCGGUUGAGGACUUCGAAUGCAUUGAGAACUUGGACCCGACUGAGGACUUGGACACGGCUGAGGACUUGGACACGGCUGGAAACUUUGACCCGGCCGAGGCCUUUGAUGCGAUUGAAAAUUUGGACCCGGCUGAAGUAUUGGACUCGACUGAGAACUUGAACUUCACUUAG
Parnassius apollo (apollo) is the source of this 471-nucleotide messenger RNA. NCBI's taxonomy places the organism in Eukaryota, Metazoa, Arthropoda, Insecta, Lepidoptera, Papilionidae. The record is from the annotation of a GenBank genome assembly.